Molecule: messenger RNA, 3848 nt
Organism: Betta splendens (Siamese fighting fish)
Lineage: Eukaryota; Metazoa; Chordata; Actinopteri; Anabantiformes; Osphronemidae
Product: netrin-4-like
Exons: 10
Coding region: 349-2262 (637 amino acids)
Biological process (GO): substrate adhesion-dependent cell spreading; basement membrane assembly; cell migration
Cellular component (GO): laminin trimer
Molecular function (GO): protein binding
Source: RefSeq, a predicted model, not a curated record
GAAAUCAAAGUGGGAGGGGCCUCGGAGUAGACAAGAAGUGGGCGGUCCUAAUUGCUUCAAAUUCCCAACUGUCACUGAACUCACCACAGCAAAGUUGAAUUUACACGUGCGCAGGAGCGAAUUAAGAUUAGAUAAAAUAAUUAGAACCAACAGGACAUUGUAGCAUCAUGACAGACAUAAGUAAACGCACAUUUCAGUAUUUUGUUACUUGACUUCUGCGUCGAAAAUGCUUGGAGUUUAUUUUAUAUAAGGAAAGAUCAUGAUGGACUAUUGAUAUUCUUAAUAUUCUUCAAUCGGACUGUUGCCGCAUGCGUUCAGGCGGAUUUAUGUAAGUGUAGCUCCUUCAGGAUGAGACUCUGGACUUUGCUCGUCAUCAUCCCGAUGUGCGCAUCCUCUUCUAUUCCAGCGGGGCCGUUCCCAAACACGCGUCCAGGUGCGGAGAGCCGCUGCUUCGGGCGAGCCUGCAACCCCCACAUGGGGAACCUGGCCCACGGGCGAGUGCUGGCGACCCGCUCGGUGUGCGGCUCCAACUCCUCGGAGCCCUACUGCUUCUACAGACAGACGGCUGCGCCCCGCGGCCGGGAGUCCUGCUCGGAGGCGACGUGCGGCGAGUGCCGCUCCGCCGUCCCGGGCCACGCGCACCCGCCCUCUGCCAUGAGCGACUCCUCGUUCCGCCGCCCCGACACGUGGUGGCAGUCUGCGGAGGGCGCGAGGGAGGAGACGCUCCAGCUCGACCUGGAGACGGAGUUCCUCUUCACGCACCUCAUCCUGGUCUUCCGCUCGCCGCGGCCCGCCGCCAUGGUGCUGGAGCGCUCCCAGGACUUCGGGCGCACCUGGAGCGCGCUCCGACGCUUUGCGGCGGACUGUGAGCGGGUGUUCGGGCUGGCGGAGGGGUCGUCGGGUGGAGACGGCGGAGCAGCGUGCACGUCCAAGUACUCGGCGGCAUAUCCGUGUACCAGAGGAGAGGUGAUCUACCGAGCCCUGUCCCCCUGGCUGUCAGUGGAUCCGUACGGUCCGGCUGCACAGAAGCAGCUCAUGAUCACCAACCUGAGGGUCCGUCUGCUGCAGCACCAGCAGUGCCCCUGUCAGAGCCAACACCCUGCCGCCGCCGGUCUCCCCACGCAACAUUACGCCAUUUAUGACUUUAUUGUGAAAGGCAGCUGCCUUUGCAACGGACACGCUGACCACUGUGUUCGGGCCGGGGGCUACCGGCCCGGCCUGCAGAAGUCCAAGAACACGAUUCACGGCAGGUGCGCGUGCCGGCACAACACGGCCGGCGAGCACUGUGAGCGGUGUGCGCCGCUGUACAACGACCGGCCCUGGCAGGCCGCCAACGGCAUCACGGGGGCGGCGCACGAGUGCCGGAAGUGCAAGUGCAACAACCACGCCAGGAGCUGUCACUUCAGCCGCGGGCUGUGGCUGGCGAGCGGCCGGCGGAGCGGCGGCGUGUGCGACGGCUGCCGCCACCACACGGAGGGCCGUCACUGCCAGAGCUGCAGCAGGGGCCACUUCAGAGGCGCCGGGCGGCCGGCGGCGGCGGCCGACUCCUGCCAACCCUGCGCCUGCCAUCGCGCCGGCUCCGUCCUCUCGGGCGGCGCCGCCCUCUGCGACCCGAGCAGCGGGCAGUGCACCUGUAAGCCCGGCGUGGGCGGCCGCCGCUGUGAGCGCUGCAUGAUGGGAUACUGGGGGCUGCACGAGUACGGCUGCCGUCCGUGCGACUGCACGGGGGACUGCGACCCGUACACCGGCGACUGCGUCUCUGGCUCGGAUGUGGAGGUCUCCUAUGCAGCCAGUGGCCACAUGGGACCCAGCAGCAAUAACAGCGACACGGCACGCUUUAGGCUGGAGGAGCUUUUCUCUGCACUGCACCACUCUGAGAAUUGCGAUUGUGAAGGAGGAAACCUUCACAGCUCUAAACUCUUCUGUGCUGCCAAGUAUGACUAUGUGCUGGUGGUGAAGGUGAUGUCAGCUCACGACAAAGGCUCCCAUGCCGAAGUGGAGGUCAAGGUAAAGAAAGUCUUGUACCAGAACCCUCAGGUGAAGGUUCAAAGGGGAAGCGCCACCCUCUACCCAGAGUCCUGGACGGUUCAAGGCUGCACCUGCCCCCUCCUCAACCCAGGAUCGACUUAUGUCGUGGCCGGUCACGAGGACUGGAAGAGUGGCAGACUGAUCGUCAACACCAGGAGCCUGGUUAAACCGUGGAAGUUAAGCCUUGGACACAAACUCAUGCACAUCCUCAGGAACGACUGCAGCCGCCAGUAGCACAGUGACGAGGCCUGAAAUGGACGGAGAGAUGGUGAGAUGCAGAGUCAGGCGUUAAGGAUGGGACAGAUGAACAUACUCCCUGUUUUAGGGACUUCACCGUUACUUUGUUUUUGAAAGUGGAGGCUCUAAAGAAAGAAGCUAAACGCCAGCGGAUGUUUAAAACUGGGUAAAAAUAAGCACAUAAUGUAAGCAGCAACAGUCCCUUGAUCAAAGCAGCUCAUAAGGACUUUCAUCUGGACAAAGCUGAUGCUUGAAUAGCAUUCCUGUGUUAUGAUACACCUCAGGUCAGAAUCAUUUCCAGAUUAUUAUAGAACAAGAAGGAGAGUGAAUGUUAAAUAUCCAAUUAUGAUUUAUGUCCUGGCUGAAGUUGCCGUCUGAGUUGAUGAGCCAAAACACAGUCACGGCCGACUGUAUCGGAUUCUGCAAAAGGUCCAGACCGGCUCUGGGAUAAAUCAGAAAUGAGUCAAUAUCAGAGUGAGUGUGGAUGCGUGCAUAUUCCAUAUGUCUUUGGUAAAGCAGGCUGGGACUGAGCAGGUCAGAACAAGUAUGUCCCAGAAGGGGAGACGUAAUGAAAAACUUUAAAGGGCUGAUGGAGUGUAUGAAGAGCUCUGCUCCAGCACUCGCCCACCUGCUGUCUGACAAGUGCAAGACAAACUGCGCUCCAAGCUCUCAGGUCUGCGGAAGCGGCUGAAGCACACGGUUUAGUCUGACAGCUGGAUCUGCUGUCGGACGUCUCGGCUCGGACUCCGCUCUCGGAGUUUCCUGACGUCCUCAGAAGACCUGCUUUCACGUGAGGACGACCCACUUGUCUGUGAACCUGAGCGGUUCCCGUGGACCUGUUUACUGCGGGGGAACGGGAGCACACGCUCCUCCACUCAGCCCGUGACUCCUGCUGCCCUAAAAUAAAUAUGUAUUAAAAGCCUGGGUACGUGCUGACAUCACCGAGUCCACAGGCCAUUCUGGAGCCAGGCCCAGAUAAGAAUAGGCCUCGUCUGCUGUCUCCAAGGAGAAGGACAAACUGUUUGAGGAGACACGAUGCAUUCUUCAGCCAUGACAUCACUGCCCGCGACCUUGUUGCAAAGACUUUACCGAAAUGAGGGAAAAUGGGCUGAUGGGCUGUUUCUCGUAAAGGACAAAGGGCGUGUGAAUGUUCCGCGUGUGUUCAUUAUGUUGUUUGUUUCAUGCAUUAGCUACUCCACUGUUGAAGUUAUAUGAACAGCUGAUGGCAGACGCUGGCUGAUGUUUGCCCCGUGUUUGAGUGCUGCCCUCCUCUGGCUAAAAGGGAGAAAUGCAUUUUCAUAUUGUUCAUUCGCCAAACAAUGAGCACGCUUAAGCCUUUAUAACAUGUACCAACAUCAGUCCAGACAUGAUUUAUAACAAUUUAUUUCUUAUAAAAACUCAAAUUAAACGCAAAGAAAUUUAGAAAUAGAAAUAUUUCAUAGCAGUUGUUUUUCCUCCCAACAAGGCUCAUGUCAAAGCAAAGUUACUGUACUUGCCAAAGGCUUUUUUGCAUGAAUCUCUUGCAUAUGUUUCCUUUGCUUUUCCUUUUGCUAUUGCAGCACAAUAAAACAUAACUGAAUACA